Messenger RNA from Phlebotomus argentipes, 1287 nucleotides. RefSeq lists its product as uncharacterized. Lineage: Eukaryota; Metazoa; Arthropoda; Insecta; Diptera; Psychodidae. The transcript has 7 exons. The record is from RefSeq and is a predicted model, not a curated record. Bases 1 to 1206 code for a protein of 401 amino acids.
AUGAGGAUUCAGCCUGAUAUUAAAGUUUUCGCCAUUGUGAGCAUUUCUCUGGGAUUUUUGCACUUCACCAGCGGCACAGGUACCCACACCGGCAAUAAUGGAGUUGGUCCAUUUCAAAAUAUAGCCAAUCGAGCCACCUACGGUCCUUGCACCAGCACUGUUGGCGCUGGAACAUGCAUGAGACGAGCAGAUUGCCUGGCAGCCGAUGGAGAAACUCCACCGGGAGACUGUGGAGUGAAAGGAACGUACUGCUGCACUGCUUUCCUUGGAUGCGGUGGAACGGCACAUCUCAAGAGAGUUUACAUUGAGCGCGAAGGGCCCUUCGUCACAAACUGCAAUCACAACAUCAUCAUGAUUAAUGAAAAUAUCUGCCAGCUGAGACUUGACUUUGAGUCGUUCCUGUUGGCACCACCAACGGAUAUUGGGGGUGUUCCUAUGUGUCUUGUCGACACAUUCCAGGUGAAGGACUUCCAAUUGUGCGGUGUUAACGAUGGGCAACAUGCCUAUGUUGACGUCACUCCUGGCACGCAGCUCAACGUGGAGCUCUCGUUUACCCUCAUGGAUCGCGCACUGAAUCCUGCCCUUCCGGAUCCUCAGUGGAGAAUCCUCGUGACGCAGAUUGAGUGCGCUCCCGGAGCUGUCACAGUCCGCACUGGGAGGGACUUGAUUGAGGAUCUCUCUGCGGAGGACGAGUAUACAAGAGAGCCCAGAGUUCUACACAAUCAACCUCCGGCAUACAUCCUGGACCAGGCAAUUCUCGCCCCGCGCGGUUGCUUGCAGUAUUUUUCCACGCCCAGUGGCUUCAUCGAGUCGUUCAACUUCAAUCAUGGCAUGGGCACCUAUCCCGGCAACAUGCACUACGCCAUUUGCUUCAAGAGGCGCCCCAAUGACAAGAGAAUCACAUUCACAUCGCUCUUCUUCCAAUUGGGCUUCACAAUUCUCUCGGCGGAUAACGAGGGCUACGAUAAUAUUUGCUUCACCCAAAUUGAGUCACCGGGACGCUCGGAAGAUUACCUCUUCAUCCCUCAAGCGAUUCGGCAGAGUUUCCCCAACGUACGUGCCAGCUACUUCUGUGCCCAGAGUUUAGCAAACACUUCUGUUAUUGCCACUCAGCCUGGGCCCUUCGUCAUUCACUUCAACAGCGACUCACUGUAUGAGCCCCAGCGACCAGAAAUUGGAUUUCGGAUGAGCUAUCAAAUCAGUUAAACGAUUUCUCUCCAUCUUCGUGCGCCCCACAAUUCACACCCUGGGAAGAUUAAUACGUAAAAAAUGAUGGAUUGAGUACUU